AUGGCGAACCCAGAGCAUGGAAACCAAACGUCCAUCACAGAAUUCAUCCUCCUGGGAUUUGGGGACCUCCCUGAACUGCAGAUCCCUCUCUUUCUGCUGUUCCUAGUGAUCUACAUCGCAACCGUGGCUGGGAACCUCCUCAUUGUUGUGCUAGUUGUGGCUGAUCGGCACCUUCACACCCCCAUGUACUUCUUCCUGGGGAACUUGUCCUGCUUGGAGACCUGCUACACCUCCUCCAUCCUGCCCAGGAUGUUGGUCGGUCCCCUGACUGGGGACAGGACUAUUUCAUUUAGUGGCUGCCUCACACAAUAUUAUUUCUUUGGUUCUCUGGUUGCUAUAGAAUGUCUUCUCCUGUCAGUGAUGUCUUACGAUCGAUAUUUAGCCAUAUGCAAUCCAAUGCACUAUGCCUCCCAUAUGAAUGAGAGGUCUUGCCUGCAGCUUGCAGGUGGCUCUUGGAUAGGUGGCUUCCUACUUAGUAACAUAACAACGCUGUCGAUAUCACAGUUAGCGUUCUGUGGCCCCAAUGCUAUUGACCAUUUUUUUGGUGAUCUCAUCCCCCUUGUAAAACUAUCCUGCAAUGACCCUCACCUGAUGGAAAUAUCAAUACAAAGAAAUCAUUUAGCCAUCACAGAAUUCAUCCUCCUGGGGUUCGGGGAUCUCCCUGAGCUGCAGACCCUUCUCUUCCUGCUGUUUCUAGUGAUCUAUGUUUUGACCAUGGCUGGGAACAUCCUCAUUGUUGUGCUAGUUGUGGCUGAUCAGCACCUUCAUAUCCCCAUGUAUUUCUUCCUGGGGAACUUGUCCUGCUUGGAGACCUGCUAUACUUCCAACAUCCUGCCCAGGAUGUUGGCCAGUUUCCUGACAGGGGACAGAACCUUUUCAUUCAAUGGGUGUCUCACACAAUAUUAUUUCUUUGGAUGCUUAGCAGCUGCAGAAUGUUAUCUCCUAGCAGCAAUGUCUUAUGAUCGAUACCUAGCGAUACGCAAACCACUGCAUUAUGGAGCCCUCAUGAAUGGCAGGCUCUGCCUCCAGCUAGCUACAGUAUCUUGGGUAAGUGGCUUUCUGGCUAAUACUAUAUUAACAUUUUUUAUCUCCAACUUAAUCUUCUGUGGUCCCAAUGAAAUUGACCAUUUCUUCUGUGAUUCCUUCCCAAUGAUGAAACUCUCCUGCAGUGACACUCAUCUGACUGGACUUUUAACGUCCAUUGUGGCUUGCAUAUGCUCACUGCCUCCGUUUCUAUUAACCGUGACAUCCUAUAUUUAUAUCAUUACCUCCAUCCUGAGAAUCCCUUCCAGCACUGGGAGGAAGAAGACAUUUUCCACCUGCUCCUCCCACCUUAUUGUGGUUACAAUUUUCUUUGGGUCGAUACUGAUUGUGUAUGUGCUUCCACAUAGCAACAGACUGAAGGACUUUAACAAAUUCUUCUCUGUCUUUUACACCAUCCUGACUCCCAUGGUCAAUCCACUCAUCUACAGCCUGAGAAACAAAGAAGUAAAGGAGGCCCUGAGGAAAGCUUUCAAUAAAUGUAUGGAUUUUAAGACACUGCAGAAAAUUCAGAUUGCUUCAAGUUAG
Messenger RNA from Chrysemys picta bellii (western painted turtle), 1569 nucleotides. Its product is annotated as olfactory receptor 5AP2-like. Lineage: Eukaryota; Metazoa; Chordata; Testudines; Emydidae. Gene Ontology annotation, biological process: G protein-coupled receptor signaling pathway. The record is from RefSeq and is a predicted model, not a curated record. Gene Ontology annotation, cellular component: membrane. Gene Ontology annotation, molecular function: odorant binding; G protein-coupled receptor activity; olfactory receptor activity.